Xiphophorus maculatus (southern platyfish) is the source of this 2201-nucleotide messenger RNA. RefSeq names its product zinc finger protein 850-like. The coding region runs from base 59 to 2104 and encodes 681 amino acids. The record is from RefSeq and is a predicted model, not a curated record. The transcript has 2 exons. NCBI's taxonomy places the organism in Eukaryota, Metazoa, Chordata, Actinopteri, Cyprinodontiformes, Poeciliidae.
GUUUUCAUGUGUGACCUGUGGAAGAAGUUUUCUUCAAAAACAGCAUUUAUCUCGGCACAUGAUGAUUCAUACUGGUGAGAAGCCGUUUUCAUGCGUGACCUGUGGAAGAAGUUUUACUCAAAAACAUGAUUUAACUCAUCAUGUCAUGAUUCAUACUGGUGAAAAGCCGUUUUUAUGUGUGACCUGUGGGAAAAGUUUUCUUCAAAAACAGCAUUUAUCUCGGCACAUGAUGAUUCAUACUGGUGAAAAGCCGUUUUCAUGCAUGACCUGUGGAAAAAGUUUUACUCUAAAACAUGCUUUAACUAUGCACAUGAAGAUUCACACUGGUGAAAAGCCGUUUUCAUGUGUGACCUGUGGGAAAAGUUUUAUUCGAAAACACAAUUUAAGUAAGCACAUGAUGAUUCACACAGGUGAAAAGCCGUUUUCAUGUGUGAAUUGUGGAAAAUGUUUUAGUCAGAAACACGAUUUAACUCGGCACAUGAGGUUUCACACUGGUGAAAAGCCAUUUUCAUGUGUGACCUGUGGAAAAAGUUUUAGUGGAAAACAGAAUUUAUCUAUUCAUAUGAGGACUCACACAGGUGAAAAGCUGUUUUCAUGUGUGACCUGUGGAAAAAGUUUUCUUCAAAAACAGCAUUUAUCUCAGCACAUGAUGAUUCAUACUGGUGAAAAGCCGUUUUCAUGUGUGACCUGUGGGAAAAGUUUUUGUCAAAAACACAAUUUAUCUAUUCACAUGAGGACUCACACUGGUGAAAGGCCGUUUUCAUGUGUGACCUGUGGAAAAAGUUUUAGUGAAAAACAGAAUUUAUCUAUUCACAUGAGAACUCAUACGGGUCAAAAGCCGUUUUCAUGUGUGACCUGUGGAAAAUAUUUUAGUCAAAAACAGGAUUUAACUCGGCACAUGAUGAUUCACACUGGUGAAAAGCCGUUUUCAUGUGUGAACUGUGGAAAAAGUUUUCGUCGUAAACCGCAUUUAUCUCAGCACAUGAUGAUUCACACUGGUGAAAAGCCGUUUUCAUGUGUGACCUGUGGAAAGAGUUUUAGUCAAAAACAUGUUUUAACUCAGCACAUGAUGAUUCACACAGGUGAAAAGCCGUUUUCAUGUGUGAAUUGUGGAAAAAGUUUUGGUUAUAAACCGACUUUAACUAAGCAUAUGAUGAUUCACACUGGUGAAAAGCCGUUUUCAUGUGUGACCUGUGGAAAAAGUUUUAUUCGAAAACGGGAUUUAACUCUGCACAUGAGGAUUCACACAGGUGAAAAGCCGUUUUCAUGUGUGAACUGUGGAAAAAGUUUUAUUCGAAAACGGGUUUUAACUCUGCACAUGAGGAUUCACACUGGUGAAAAGCCGUUUUCAUGUGGAAAUUGUGGAAAAAGUUUUUGUCAAAAACAACAUUUAAUUCGGCACAUGAGGAUUCACACUGGUGAAAAGCCGUUUUCAUGUGUGACCUGUGGAAAGAGUUUUAGUGAAGAACAAGUUUUAACUCGGCACAUGAUGAUUCACACAGGUGAAAAGCCGUUUUCAUGUGUGAAUUGUGGAAAGAGUUUUAGUCAAAAACAAGUUUUAACUCAGCACAUGAUGAUUCACACUGGUGAAAAGCCGUUUUCAUGUGUGAACUGUGGAAAAAGUUUUGUUUAUAAACCGACCUUAACUAAGCAUAUGAUGAUUCACACUGGUGAAAAGCCGUUUUCAUGUGUGACCUGUGGAAAAAGUUUUAGGCAUAAAUCAGCUUUAACUCAGCACAUGAUGAUUCACACAGGUGAAAAGCCGUUUUCAUGUGUGAACUGUGGAAAAAGUUUUGUUUAUAAACCGACCUUAACUAAGCAUAUGAUGAUUCACACUGGUGAAAAGCCGUUUUCAUGUGUGAACUGUGGAAAAAGUUUUGUUUAUAAACCGACCUUAACUAAGCAUAUGAUGAUUCACACUGGUGAAAAGCCGUUUUCAUGUGUGACCUGUGGAAAAAGUUUUAGGCAUAAAUCAGCUUUAACUCAGCACAUGAUGAUUCACUCAGGUGAAAAGCCGUUUUCAUGUGUGACUUGUUUAAAAAGUUUUAGUCAUAAACAUAGUUUAACUCGGCACAUGACGCGUCACACAGUUGAAAAGCUGUAGAAGUUUGUUCCAUAAAUGUCCUAUGUUGUAUUUGUUAAAUGUGAUCAUUUUGAUCUUCACAUUUGGAUACUUAGAGAUGUUCAACCAUGACACAUUA